This is a messenger RNA of Rotaria sp. Silwood1, 1002 nucleotides long. Lineage: Eukaryota; Metazoa; Rotifera; Eurotatoria; Philodinida; Philodinidae. The record is from the annotation of a GenBank genome assembly.
AUGAAAAGUUCAGCUGUAAUACGAGAAAAAAUUGGUGAAUUUGGUGAAAAAGUUAAAGAAAGUGAUGUAAUAAAAAAAGCAUCAGAUAUUGGAUAUGAAUUAGGUAAACAAGCACAAAAAGCUGCAGAAAAAAUCUCUGAAACAACCGAACAAAUAACUGAUACAGCUGCUUAUAAAAAAGUUUCACAACGUUUAAGUACAAUUAAAGAAGAAGUUGGUGAUGCUACAAAAUUAACAAGACCAUUAGGUUAUCGACCACCUGCUAUUCUAAGAAAAAGAACUGAUACUGAUGUAGUUAGAAAAGAGAAAGUCUUCCAGGCUGAUACAGAAACUCAAACAAUAGCUGUACACAAAGAUUCUCAAUGGUAUCAAAGUUGGCAAAAUUUUAAAGAGAAUAAUACUUAUUUAAAUAAAUUAUUUGAUCUUAAAUCCAAAUAUGAUGAAAGUGAUAAUUUAGUAAUACGUGUUGCAAGAACAUUUACAGAUAAAGUAUCAGGUGCCUUAUCAUCAAUAUUUAGUCAAUCGGAAACAAGUGAAGCUUUAACAGAAAUAUGUCGUGUUGAUCCAACAUUUGAUGUUGCACAAUUUAUUCGUGUUGUUCAAUAUGAUAUUAUUCCUAAUAUACUUGAAUCUUUAGCUCGUGAAGAAUUAGAAAUUUUAAGAGAUUGGUGUACAGAAGCUGUUUACAAUGUACUCAUACAUCCAAUAAAUACAUCGAAAGCAUUAAAUCAUAAAUAUCAUUUAAAAAUUAUUGAUCUUACAGAUGUUGAGCUUGUUGCCGCAAAAAUUAUGGAAAUGGGACCUGUUCUUGUAGUUACAUUUCAAGCUCAACAAAUCGGUUAUGUAUCUGAUGCAAAUGGAAAAGUAAUAGAAGGAGAUCCGGAACAAAUAAAUCGAAUAAAUUAUAUAUUUGCACUUGGUCGUGAUCCAACCAUUCUUGAUCCUUUAUCAGCUUGGCGUUUAGUUGAUUUAAGUGCAUCAAAAGUCAAUCAUUUUGUUUGA